Molecule: messenger RNA, 3623 nt
Organism: Heterotrigona itama
Lineage: Eukaryota; Metazoa; Arthropoda; Insecta; Hymenoptera; Apidae
Source: the annotation of a GenBank genome assembly
CACACACACACACACAUAUAUAUUUAUAAGAUGUAAAAUAUGCACAUAGAAUAAUACAUUAAAUAGAGAUAAUCAGUUGUUUCAUCAGGUGUAAGACACAUUUUUUUUCUGUCUUUGGUAUAUCAUAUUAUUAAAUGUAAUUGAACAAAGAAAAGAGACAUGUCACGAGUUAGCUAUUCAUUCAGAAAUAUACGCGUCGAAUUGAAACAAAGAUUGAUAGUUAAGAAAGUAAUCUUAAAGAAUGAUUAAUAUUCAUAUAUGUAAGGAAGUGAAAUGCACAUAGUUCACAAUACAAAGUCAAUCAAUUGAGUAUUCAUCUCCAUUUCAUUACGCUUGUUACGAUAUAUUGUAAGCGUGAUUAUGAAUGCUUGACAUGAAUAAAUUCAGCAAACACUUGCGGUGACGCAGGGUUCAGUCUUUUUUUUAACUCAACCGACGGCGAUGAAUUUAGUCUGGUUGUGACAUUCUCAAGUGACAUGUGAACAUGCAAAUUUUUAAAAGGAAUUAGCAAGUACAAAGUACUGCAUUCCAGAAUUUUUAUCUCUGACGUAUAAAAUAUGGUGAUAAAACGCCGAUAAAACAAUAUUUUAAUACUUUAAUUAUUAAAGAGAAUUUGUAACAUCGGAACAUUAAAAAAGUUGUGAGGGAUUGAAGUUUGUCUUUCUAUUAAAUUGUAAAAAGAUUUAUAGUACAUAAGGUGUGCUUCUUUGUUUUAAGUAAAUAUUAUAUGAUAUUUUUAAUGGAUUGGUGUAGAAAAUUACUUCAAAAAAGAAAUACUAUUUCUGUGGAUGAUGAAUUGGAAACUGUUGCUGCAAGAAAAGAACGAUGGAGAAGUAUUUAUGCAAUUUAUUUUACCAUGUUUCUCAUGUCUCUUGGAUUUAGUAUUAUACUCACAGGAGUGUGGCCAUAUCUUGAUAAGUUGGACAAAAAUGCUGGUAAAGAAUUCAUGGGAUAUGUAGUUGCAGCGAACCCUUUGGGACAAAUGUUAUUUUCUCCUUUAGUAGGCUGGUGGGGAGAUAGGAGAGGUUCUAUAAGACUUCCACUUUUAUCAACAUUACUUUUAUUUACAUUUGCGUCAGGAUUAUAUAGUGUCCUUGAAAUUGUACCAGGUGAUCGAAAAAUGUAUAUGAUAGUUGCUAGAUUCUUGGUUGGAGUUAGUUCUGGUACUAGGAUUUGUGGUAGGACCUGGUUUGCAAGCUGCUGUUACACCUCUUGGAGAAACAGGGAUAUAUUUCAUAAGUGUACCUGUUAAUAUGUACACUAUGACAGGUUGGAUAAAUGUUAUAAUGGGAAUUCUUAAUUUUGUUUUAUUCCUUCCAUGGAAUUUUACGGAACAUAGAAUUGCUAUUCGUGAAGCAAUGAGAAAUGAAGGGAAACAAACUGAGGAGGAAACACUGAAGGCUAUAAAACCAGACAAUAUCGCGGCUUUAACAUUAAUAUGUGCCUUUUUUGUUUUAGUAUUUAAUUUUGUUCUUCUUGAAACACUUGGUACUUCUCUAACUAUGGAUCAAUUUGCGUGGUCGAAAACGGAAGCUUUGUAUUAUAUGGGUUUAUUGAUGAGCAUUGGAGCAAUUAUGUCAUGCAUUACAUUUGUUAUGAUUGAACCCUUAUGUAAAAGAUUUAAUGAACGUAAGGUAAUGUUAUGGGGUGGAUUUUUAUUUAUGGUAAUAGGGAGGAUUUUAUAUAUUCCUUGGGGACCAGAUCCACCGAAAAUUGCUGAUUAUGGACCAUUUAACAACAUUACAAAAGAUGCGAAUGGCACAGACAUUGUAGGAUGUCCACGUAAUCAAGAAUGGUGUACUUAUACACCACAACUUACCGUUACACAGUUUUUCAUUGGAUAUGGAUUUACCACUAUAGGAUAUCCGUUAGGUGUUACUUUAAUACAAACUAUCUUUAGUAAAGUAUUAGGACCUCGUCCACAAGGAGUUUGGAUGGGUUUUAUGACAGGUGCUGGAUGUGCUUCUCGUGUGUUAGGUCCAAUAUUUGUUAGUGUAGUUUAUAAUCGUUUUGGAACAUAUCAUACGUUUGGUAUUACUGGUUUAACAUUAAUAGUAUGUAUGAUAUGGUUACAAAUCGUCAACGAACGACUAGUUCCGCCAAAAGCAAUUCUAUCAAAAGAUGCGGAAAUUCCAUUAGUUCAUCUUAAAUCUAACGAUGCUCAAGGAUCAAAUGAUGCACAAGAAAACAAUAAAUGUGAGAGAUAUGACAAAGUUGGUACCUGAAUGUUGGAGCAGGUGGACCAGGGGCUGGUGGCAAUGGUCUUGGUUCUGGCUUACUUGGACCUUGAAGAGGUUGAGGAGCAAGGAAAGGUGUGGAACCACCUGGAUGACCAGGAUGGUGUAGAGUAAGUGGGGGUAAUAAAUCUUCUCCCCUUACUUCAACUCUCCAUUCUGCUUUUUGCAUUGGACGAUCAAAGUAGUCUGGUGAAAUGAGAUCAGAUUCCGUUUCAUAUAAUUCUGGUAAUCUUUCCAAUCCUAAAAAUUCCCUACGCAUGCGAUCAAUAUCGUGUUUUAGAGGUUGAUAAUCAUUAUUAUGGAUUAAUUUUGCAGUCUCUCUUGCUUUGUUUCUGGCUUCUUCUGCUUGUUUAAUGACAGUCUCCAUCUAUCACAGUUACAUAAACAGUUACACCUAUAAUCUAGAACAAAGAUAUUAGGUUUAUAUUUAAUUAUACCGCGUUUAUAUCUGCAUGUAUUUGUCUUAAUUCUUCGACAUGUGCCAUUUUUUCUUGCAUAAGAAGAUCCAUUUCCUGUUUGUACUCCAGUAAACAUUUUUCUUCCUGUUCAGUUUGUUCUACCUCUUGCAGGAUUCUUUGCUUCAUUUUCUCCAGUUGAAGUGUUUUUGAUUUGAUGUCUUUCAGUGCUUCCAGUUUUGCAAAAAUGACCGUAGUCUCGGUGGCUGACAUUGUUAAACGCUUCUUGAUACUUUUGUUUAGAGAAGUCCUGUCAAAUGAAGGAUACUAGCUUGUUUAUUAAAUAAAUGCAGUGGAUUUGGAAGCGAAAUUCCUUUCGUCAAGGCAUGGUGGACGAGAUAUUUAACGUAUAAUUAUUAGGAUAUUAUAUGCACAGCACUUUCAUUGAAAAACGAACGAGUUCACCGGGCUGGUAAUUAUAUGUUAUCAAAAAUUAACUAAUUCCGUUGACAUUCAACACAAUGAACAUAAUUCAUACCAUAAAUCACAGUGACAAGUAUCUUUUGAUAGAUCAGAAACAACGAAUUUCAAGAUGCAGAUGAAUGCGUGCGCCAUACAACGAUACAUCGACGAACUAACGAAAGAUAAAAAGAGCGGUUUACUUUGAAAUAAAGCAUGCCAUUAAGAACGUUUCUCUGAUGAGGAUAACUACAUGUAAUGUCUCGCAAGACUAUGCAGUACGUACACAGUCAUGACCGGAACAAAUAAAGAACUGUUGCUUUUGCUUUCUUCGACGUAUCAGCGGGAAGAAGUGGCGUUUGUAGAAGGACGCAACGAAAACAAGCGGAUAUCCUCAUAAAUCGGAAUCGCAGAGAUACGGCGUGGAAGUCCAAUCAUCAGUCUUACAGAACGUCUCUCCUAUCCGUAGAUAAACAGAAAGCUGUUGACCGAACUUUUACAAUAAUCCAGAUAGAGAGAGAGAGAGAGAGAG